This is a messenger RNA of Trametes versicolor FP-101664 SS1, 1829 nucleotides long. RefSeq lists its product as uncharacterized. The transcript has 3 exons. The record is from RefSeq and is a predicted model, not a curated record. Lineage: Eukaryota; Fungi; Basidiomycota; Agaricomycetes; Polyporales; Polyporaceae. Bases 91 to 1674 code for a protein of 527 amino acids.
GGCUCUUGCGCGGUCUGAGAUUGUCAUCUCCCCGCAUUCACCCUCUCUUCCCCUCGAGCGUAGCACCUCUCAGACGCCGCCGCCGCACAAAUGGGACUCACGACGAUUCGCGAUAUCAUCGCCGAGCUGAACAGACAGGCUGCUGAACACCAGAACCACCGCCUCCAUCUCAUAAAGCGGAUCACGACCGACCCCACGUAUCAGCACGAGAUCAAGCGUAUUCAGCAAUCCCUCGGCUGGGACGUCUUCCACAGUGCCCCCGAUGGUUGGCGUGUCAUGCUCGAGCCCUCGUCUGACGCAGACAGCCCACACUUCAGUCCGUCGGUCAAUGCUCUCAUGAACGAGGUACAUAUGAACGAGGCAUCCCUCUCCUGCAUCCGGGCCAAGAUAGAGGCCCUCUCGACCUUCCUCGUUCCCGUCUUCCGUCUGCCGCCAGAGGUGCUCGUGCUCAUCUUCAAAGCAGGCGGGCGCAUGCCCCACGACGGCCCCGUCACCGAGUCAUCAACACCCAGGCCGUUCCCCCUCGUUGUCGCUUCGGUCUCACGACAAUGGCGCGAAAUAGCGAUCAAUACUCCCGAUCUCUGGACCAAUGUCGUGAUCAAGCAUUCUCGACCGUACGGCUGGGUCCCGCUCUGCUUACAACGGUCGAGUGGGCAACCCAUAGACAUCACGAUCGACUGCCGAUGUACAAGUCUUCUCACCGCGCCCGUAGUCGACGACUUCAUGGGAAGGCUAAUGCCGCACGUACAUCGAUGGCGUCGCUUCGCAUUGAUGACUUCUGACCCAGCAACAGUCUACACCAUCGGGCGACGGUUGGCGGACGCGCGAGCACCGGAGCUCAGACAUCUCCAACUAUCUCUGAGUGGCUCAUCGGGGAACCAGGAAGUCGUGCUGCAUGACAUCCUCCAGGGCGGUGCCGAAGCGCUCUCGUCUAUCCGCUUCGACUCGCUUGGAACACCGUGGGGCUCUGCACCGCUCAUCAACCUCACGACCAUCGACCUGCGCUGGCUCUGGCUGCGCACACGACUGCAAUAUGACCAGUUCCGGGACAUGCUGGCCGCCUCACCCCGGGUCCGUGCGCUCAUCCUUCGGGGCACGUACAUCCACCUGCACUCCGGACGCUCGUACCCGCCGGUUGCGAUCCCCACGUUGCGCUACCUCGAGCUGUCGGGCGACACAGUGUGCCGGAUGUCGUCGCUACUGUCGACGCCCGCGCUCGAGGAGCUGACGUUGGCGAACUUGGACGAGACGGAGUUCCGCGAGUUCGUGGACUCGCUCCCGGACGGCCGCGACGGCGGACGCUACCCGGCGCUGCGCGCGCUCUCGCUGCUCAACGCCAGUAUGUGCACGCCGACGCGCCGGUUCAUGCUCGCGCUGCCGACGAUCAGCCACCUGACGGUGAUCAACUCCGCGACGGCGAAGUUCCUCGAGCUCUUCCGCAAGGAGCACGCCGAGGACGGGCUGCUGAGCUGGCCGCGGCUGCGCAAGCUCACGCUCGUCGACGACGUCGACUACUUUCUGCUGUACGGGGUGGUCAAGGAGCGCCAGGCGCUGCGGCUCCCGCUCGAACGGCUGAUCCUGAACGCGCCGUUCAUCCACGACGAGUACCUCGUCUCGACCCUGGAGGAGUUUGUAGAGGUGGAUAUUGUAAAGGACGUGGAUUUGGACCAUUGAUACAUCUGUAGCUGUAUUUGUAGUGUAGCCAUCUUGUGUCAUCGUCUUGUUUCCUCCGCACUUUACUCACUAGGAUACAGGUCUCAUCAUUGGGUAGGUCGCGGCUAUGUAUGUACAUGUAUUAUGUGUCGAUAUGAGGAGCAUGCAUCAUUCUC